GUUUGCCUCACACACUUGCCUUCACUUCCAUCUUCACUGCCAGUACAUUUAGCUAGGGUUUCAGGUUGCUGCAAAGGAAGCCGCCAUGGCCAGUAAGAUGGUGCGCCAAGUAGCUAUCAAGUCGGACGGCGAUGUGUUCCAUGAGAUCUUCAGAGAUAGGCCUCACCAUAUCUCCAAUAUGGCUCCGGCUCACAUCCAAGGCUGUGCUUUGCAUGAAGGUGACUGGGGCAAAGUUGGCUCCAUCGUCUUCUGGAAUUAUACUCACGAUGGGAAAGAGAAGGUUGCUAAGGAGGUGAUAGAGGCAGUAGACGAGGCAAACAAGUCGGUGACAUACAAGGUGAUUGAAGGAGAUCUGAUGCAGCUGUACAAGAGCUUCGUCAUCACAGUCCACGUGGACACAAGGGGCGUCAACAACUUGGUCACAUGGACCUUCCAAUACGAGAAGCUCAAUGAUAGCGUCGAAGAUCCAAACUCACUCAUGGACUUCUGCAUUAGCGUCACCAAAGAUAUUGAGGCUCACCAUCUCAAGUAAUUAAUGUAUUUAAAUGAUGAGGCCAUGACGCCUAAUAAAUAUAUAUAUAUAUAUAUAAACAAAGGUUUGGAAGUACUGUUUGUGGAAUAAAAGCAUGCAUGAGUUUGUGGUAAAGUGAGUCUGCCCCCAAUUGAUGAACCUUUCUGUUUUGCGAGAGGGUUAGAUGAGGGGAAGAAUCAUAUUUCUGUUUUUUCGAUGCAUAAUAACACAUGCAUGUGAUUAAUGCACUUGUGUAACGCCCUUGUUUGUGUAAUUAAUGUCAAGUUGAGCACGUGUAUUUGUAUAAUUAUUUUGACUUUUGUAAUCGUAAUCUACUUGUUUAUGUGAAGUUGAGUUGAGCCUUA
Messenger RNA from Diospyros lotus (date-plum), 876 nucleotides. Its product is annotated as kirola-like. The record is from RefSeq and is a predicted model, not a curated record. The transcript has 2 exons. Gene Ontology annotation, biological process: defense response. NCBI's taxonomy places the organism in Eukaryota, Viridiplantae, Streptophyta, Magnoliopsida, Ericales, Ebenaceae. Bases 86 to 532 code for a protein of 148 amino acids.